UAAUUUAUCUAAUCUUCUUCAGUUUCCCACUUGGCUUCUCCUCGUUUCCCAUCUCUAUUUAUAUUAUUCCCCCUUUAAUUUCUUCACCUCCUCAAACCUCCAUCCCUUUCUUCCAUGGCUUCCAAAGAAUUCGACCUCUCUUCUUCUCCCUUCUCCGAAAGAUGGUGGUCCAAAAACUCGGUGGCGAUCGUCACCGGAGCCAAUAAGGGCAUCGGAUUUGCCCUAGUUAGAAAAUUAGCGCAAUCGGAUCUCACUGUGAUAUUGACGGCGAGAGAUGAAGGAAGAGGACUGAAGGCUGUUGAAACGCUACGAAAUGAAGGACUCCAUGUUCUCUUCCGCCGUCUCGAUGUUUCCGAUCCCGUUUCCAUUAACGCCUUCGCCGCCUGGUUCGCUUCCAAUUUUCAAGCCCUCGACAUUCUUGUUAACAAUGCAGCGGUGUCGUUCAAUGACAUACACGAAAACUCAGUAGAAAAUGCAGAAACAGUAAUGAAAACAAACUUUUACGGUGCGAAAUUAUUGACCGAAGCUCUAUUGCCUUACUUUCGCUCUUCUGCUUCCAAAAGUCGGAUUCUAAAUAUCACCUCAAGGCUGGGAACUGUAGAUAAAGUAAGGAACAUGAAAGUGAAAGAGAUUCUGGAGAGUGAAGAUGUGGGGGAAGAGGACAUCGAGGGUGUAGUGAAUGCAUUUCUAAAGGACGUGAAGAGAGGGACGUGGAAGAAGGCAGGCUGGCCGACACUGUGGACGGAUUAUGCUGUGUCAAAACUAGCGCUGAACACUUAUACGAGAGUUUUGGCAAAGCGAUACGGUGAGUAUGGGAGUGUGAGUGUGAAUAGCUUUUGUCCUGGCUUCACACAAACGUCAAUGACACGUGGGAAAGGAACACACACCGCCGAUGCCGCCGCACUCGUCGGAGCUAGACUCGCCUUGUUGCCGCCUCAUCGUUUACCAACUGGCCAAUUCUUCUUCUGGGGGCCUAAUUAUGAUAUACCUAGAAACUCCAAAUUAUAGCUAAACAACCUCUCCAUGCACUCCCAACUCUUUUUCUAUCCUCUUCUAUUUAGCUUAAAUGCUAAAACAUAUCCUUCAACUUUGUAUUUUCUUUCCAAAGUUGCAAUUUAAUUACUCUUCGAUUUUCAUAAACAUUAAACAUUAAACAUUACACUUU
Messenger RNA from Benincasa hispida (wax gourd), 1165 nucleotides. Its product is annotated as (+)-neomenthol dehydrogenase-like. The record is from RefSeq and is a predicted model, not a curated record. Lineage: Eukaryota; Viridiplantae; Streptophyta; Magnoliopsida; Cucurbitales; Cucurbitaceae. Gene Ontology annotation, cellular component: membrane.